AUGAAUGAUGAAACACUUAAAAACCUUACUGAGGAUGAGGAAUAAAACGCUACUCAAAUCAUUUUUUAAUUUGGCAAUAAAACAGAUCCUACACCUACAAGCCACAAUAACUUGCUUUUUAAUUCACCUGGUGAAGAUGAAUUCGAAGAACAUAAUGUAUCCGAUGAGAUUCAUGAAGGCAAAUAAACUAAGGAUUAGAGUCAAGAGAUAAAGACUUAAAAACAUUUAAAUACAGUUAAAAAUCAUCAUAAUCAAGCAAUGGAUAUCCAAGAGAAUGGAGUAUAUAAUUAAACAGAAUUCGAACUUAGACACUAAAGAUUAGUAGACGAGUUAUCCCUUCAUAAGGAUGCUUAUCAAAAAGUUAAUAAAUAUUACCCUCCUAAUCCUAUUCUACCAAAAAACUUCUAAAUGUAAGAAGGUUCUCCCCGAUCUGGUGGUGAAUUCGCUUUUCUGAAACUAACUAAAUUCCGUGGUAAAGACUUUGGAAAGAGUAAAUUUGAAGUAGACCUUAAUGUGAAUCAUAUUGAAUUCCCUGAGAAUACUACAUUGAAGUCAAUUUUUUUGCCCACAAAUGAAACUGAUGAUAGAAUAACUCCAUUUGGAGAGUUGGUUUUUAUCAGAUCAGCUCUAGAUUUUUCUACCAAGGUGAAUCAGCCAGGCAGUAAAAAGGAUGAAGUACUGGAGGAGAAUUUGAUUGAUGUCAGAAGAAUUCUUAAGAAUUCAACACUAUCUAAAAAUACAGAAAAUAUGCUGACCAAAGAGUAAGGCCAGAAAAGAGCAGGUCUGAUAUAACUACAUGGUGUUGAUUAGUUUUACAAGAAAAAAGAUCAAUUUGAUAAGACAUUAAUAUUCGAGAGUAGAUUCGAAAGUGGGAACUUGGCAUCCGCUGUAAAAGUAAACGAUUAUGAUUAUCACCUAUUGUUGUAAAAUGAUGUAAAUACAUCUGGUCACACCUAGUGGUUCUUUUUUCGAGUAACAAAUACAAAGUAGUAUAAUCAAACUAGAUUCAACAUGCUAAACCUAUCUAAACCAGAUUCAUUGUAUAAUGAAGGUAUGAAAGUGCUAAUAUACUCAGAAAAAUUGUCCUAGGAAAAAGAUAUUGGAUGGCACCGAGUCUUUUUAACUGCAAGAGUCCACCCUGGUGAGUCAGUAGGAUCAUGGAUGAUGAAAGGUGCUAUUGAUUUCUUAACAGAUGAAAAUUCUGAGGAAGCUGAAUUAUUGAGGCAAAACUUUGUUUUUAAAAUAAUUCCUAUGCUGAAUCCAGAUGGAGUAAUCAAUGGUAAUUAUCGCUGUUCUUUGGCUGGAUGUGAUUUAAACAGAAGAUGGAAAGCCCCAUCAAAAGUAUUACAUCCUUGUAUAUACUAUACUAAGCAGCUGAUGUAAAACUUUGCUAAAGAAAGAGAGCUUACAAUUUUCUGUGAUUUCCAUGGCCACAGUAGGAGGAAGAAUAUCUUUAUGUAUGGAUGUCACGUGCCUACUGCUCCAGAGGAAACAAGAUUUUUCCCAUUCCUCCUCUCUAAGAUUUGCCCAUUCUUUGUUUUUGGUCUUUCCAGAUUUGGAAACCAAAAGUCCAAAGAGGCUACAGCUAGAGUAGCCAUGUUCAAUGACAUAAAGAUCCCAGCUAUAUACACUAUGGAGAGUUCAUUUUGUGGCAAUGAUCAAGGGCCAUUUGCAAAUUAUCAUUUUUCUACUGAUAAUCUUAUGCAAACUGGAAGAGACUUCUGUAGAACUUUGCUUAUCUAUUAGAAUAUAUAAUCUCCCACAGCAAUUUCAAUGACUAUUUUGACUGAAAUACUUUAGCUACACUGUCAUUAUAAAGAACAGAAUGAUACUAAGGACUAAUAUAAUAAAGAUCAAGAAGUAGAACUAAUGAGGAUAUUUGUAGAAAAAAUUCAAAUGUACAGAGAAAAAUCACCAGAUAUCUAGAUAAAGCAUAUCAAGAAAGCAUUGAUGAGUGUCCUAAGAUAAACCCAAGACUUGAUUAACGAAGGAGAAACUACAAGCUCAGCUGGAUCAGACUAAGCUCCAUCAGAAGAUAAUAUGGAACCAGAAGAAAUACAGAAUCUAGUUCCUGUUUUGGAAGAAGAUUCCUCGCUCAAGAAAGGCAAUAGGCGAUCAAGAAAAGAGACAAUGUUAUCAUAAGAAAUCGCCACUUCAAUUUCUCCUGUAAGAAGAAAAAAUACGAUGGAUGGAGGAAACAAUACUAACACCAACUAAAAUAUGAAAAAGCCAGUUCCUAAAAAUACUAAUAAACGUAUGAGUAUUCUUAAGACUUAGGAUCCCAAGUAAAUCAUGAAUAGCAACUCUAAAAAUUAGCUCACUAAUUCACGCAGAGGGACUAUUGAGGAAAAUAAAUAGGAUGAUGAUGAAACUAAAGAUAAAGUAGGAAAGGAAUCAUCUGAUUAAGGAGAUGAUACAGUCACUCAUAAAAAGAAGAGAAAGAGAAACGUAGAAUCAAGAGACGCAUGGACAUAAACGGAAAGAAGCGAUUACAUGCUAAUAAAGUAUAGACAGAAGCAGAAAUAGGCUAUUUAACUGGCUAAAUCUCAAAAAUUUACAAAAGAGGAGCAGAUCUUUUAUGAGCAGGCACUUGCCUAGCAGUACUAGUAAAAUCAAUAUAUGAAUAAGACCUAGGAGAUAACUUCAAGCACUUCUAGCAGUGUUAACAUGCCUCUUACACAUUUGAUCAGAUAAGGAAAGUCUCAUAACAGUGGCACAAGCCAUAACACUACUAAUCCACUUCCAACUGCAAGUCAAUCUUUGUCGAACAAGAUACAAUCAGCAGUACUAAACACAGGCACUAAAUUUCAAAACGAUCCCCUAAUUAAAGUCAAUCCUUCCUAUUCAAUCUCAAAUUCGUACUUAAGAAAGCAGAAUGACUACACUCAUACAUAAACCAAUUAGAAUUAAGGAAAGCCUGGAAACUACAGUCGCAAUAUACAGACUUCUCAAAGUAACUCAAAGAAUAGACAGCAAAAGCCCACUCCUUCACAGCAAAAUAUGCACAAUGAUUACAAAUUACAAGAUACUUAAUAACUAUAAGUUAUAAAUUCUAAUGGAGAGAUUGGAAGGUAAAGUCUCGAACCUCAAUUCAAUCAGUAGUAUCAUUUAACUUAGUAUCCGUAUCAGGCACUCAAUACUACUCAGGAUAUCAAGCAGAUUGAAAAAUUUGAUUAUCAAUCUAACAAGUUAAAUACUAUAAAUGCCCAUGUCGGGAAUCAUCCUAGUACUUCUCAUUAAAAGUAGAAUAUAAAUAAUCAAGGGCAAGUUCAAACGGUACUUCCUUAAAUAUCAACUCCAAACUAAAUAGUAAACAAAAGGAAACUAAAUUAAACAGGAAUUGUACCUAAUUAUGUGCAGAAUAGUUUAAAAAAAUCAAUGGAUAAUCAAGGCAAAAAUUAGGGAACACCAUUCACUUAUUAUAAGUAAAAUAACAAUAUGAGAGUUCCUGAAAAUCACAGUGAGCUGUCGAGCAAUCAUAGCACCUAAAGAAUAGCAAAUAACAUUAGCUUUAAUGUAAAGAGCAACAAUGAUCAAAUUAACCUAAACAAUGGUAGUUAUGUGGAUGGGUAAAACUACUCUAAAAUUUAACCCAAUAUGAGUAAUCCAAACAAUCUGCCGAGAAGUUUACCUCCUAAGCCUUAAUCCUCACAUUUUAAGGGUCUGCAACACACAAAUGAAUUUUUAAAUUAGGAAUCAAGUCCAGAGUUUCAGCAAUAAGACUCUAAUCCCAUUUCAAACCUCAGGGUAAUGGAGAAUACUUACAUAUAAUAAAAACUACUUUAGUCACACAAUGAGGCUCAUUCCAGAAGAAUUAUGAGUGAAAGUGAAUCUAAAGUCCUUAGUGAUUAUGACACAAUCAAACUGGACAAUAAUAUAUUCGUAUCAAAUCAAUAGUCUAACUUUUAGAUUAGCGGAUCAGGCUAAUAUUCGAAUCCAUAGCAGUAGAUAAUGUAGCAAUAGCAUUAGCAAAACAUUCCAAAGCAAAGUAUGAAAGGUAAUUUUUUCUAAAACCCACCAAAUGGUAAUUUAGAACCACAAACCCUACCUUAAAACAUUAAGAACAAGGGUAAAGCCAAGAGUGAUUUUUAUGGGAUGCAAUCGAUUUAAAAUCAGGGGGGAAUGCAGGGGUAGUCUAUUAAAAAAAUGAUAGAAAAUUCUUGGAAAGCUGUAUAAAACUCCCAUCUAUCAUAGUCAUUUUAUCAGGGAUCAUUAUAAGGUAACUAGCAGCAGUAAUUCUUUGGAACAGCAACAAGAUCGUUUCUUGGAAUUAAUUCUUCUCCGAUGAAAUCUCAGGGUCUAAGUGUGGGCAGAAACAAGAAAGGUCAAUUACAUAGCAGCUAAGGGAUACCUUAAAGAUAACAGCAAGUGAAUCAAUUCAUUAAUGUGCAAGGUAUAAUUCCAGCUUCCAUAAACAACUAGAGUGGGUAAAAUAGCAAUAAUGGGAAAGUUAAAAUAAGCAUUGUCAAUGUACACAACGAGUUUAUAAUUAAUCCUCAAACUAAUAAUUUCACUAAUGUCAGCAACAACAUAACUAUUAACAACAAUGGAGGGAAUGUUGGUGGUGGGAAGUAAAGUGGGAAGCAUACAAGUUAACAAAGGCGUGAGCAUAAAAAGAAAUAAUGA
Molecule: messenger RNA, 4626 nt
Organism: Stylonychia lemnae
Lineage: Eukaryota; Ciliophora; Spirotrichea; Sporadotrichida; Oxytrichidae
Source: the annotation of a GenBank genome assembly